AUGUUGUCCUCUCACUCUGCUCCCCGUGGUGUUCUCACCGUUACUAUUAUCGAAGCCCGUAACCUCAAGAAGGAAGAUCUUGGUGGCCACAAUGACUCCUAUGUCGAACUCUGGUUAGACGAAGACUACAAGCAAAGAAGUGAAACUGUCCAAAACACCGAAAACCCUGUCUGGAACCAAACUUUCACUUUCAACAUUGAAGAAGGUUCCUCCAAGCACAAGCUCUACAUCAAGGUUCUUGAUAAGGAUCUCGUUGACGCUGACAAGAUUGGCAGCACCCAUCUUGAUGUUGCUCCCGCCUUCAAGGGUGAAGUUCUCGAUACCUGGGUUAAACUUCCCGCCAUGUUGGGUCUUAGCAGCCAUGGUGAAGUUCACAUUGCUGCUGAAUUCACUCCCCAAUAA
This is a messenger RNA of Gilbertella persicaria, 402 nucleotides long. RefSeq names its product C2 domain-containing protein. The transcript has a single exon. Lineage: Eukaryota; Fungi; Mucoromycota; Mucoromycetes; Mucorales; Choanephoraceae. The record is from RefSeq and is a predicted model, not a curated record. Gene Ontology annotation, molecular function: calcium ion binding. Bases 1 to 402 code for a protein of 133 amino acids.